Molecule: messenger RNA, 8101 nt
Organism: Amaranthus tricolor (Joseph's coat)
Lineage: Eukaryota; Viridiplantae; Streptophyta; Magnoliopsida; Caryophyllales; Amaranthaceae
Product: chromatin modification-related protein EAF1 B-like
Exons: 24
Coding region: 411-6245 (1944 amino acids)
Cellular component (GO): NuA4 histone acetyltransferase complex
Source: RefSeq, a predicted model, not a curated record
UAUUAUUUUCGAAAUUGAGAACCAACAACGUCGAGGUCGAAAAACCAUUAUUUUCUGGGAAGGGUGACAAAACAAAAUCAAAGACAGCAAAUUACUUCGAUUAUCAGGACGUGUUUGCAUGUAUCAACAAUUUUCCAGUGCAAUUCAAGAACUAAUAAUUCUUCAAUUCAUCUUAAUUAGGGUACCCAAUUCUUGUUUUGGGGAGGAUUUCAUUUUUAAUUUCAUUUUGCAAGCCCUAAAAAACCCUAGUUUGUCAAAUUAGGGCAAACGGAUUUUAUACUUUGCCUUUUUCUUAAAGCAAGCUUACUCUAUCUAAGGUUUCGCGUUUCUUUGGCUCUUCUAUUUUGAUCAGAGAGUUGAUUGGUUACCAAACUAAUGGAAGGGCACCAACUAUAGCUUCCUCGAGAGGAAUGCAUGGAUUUAGAUCUACCUUCCUCGUAAAUGCUGAGGUUGAUUCCAUGGGAGGAGUUGUUGAUGGUGGAGUUGGUAUUGGAAGAAAACCCUCUCCACGCCUAGCAGCGAUUGAGAAAGCACAGGCUGAGCUGCGGCUAGAAUAUGAUGUUCGAGAAGAGAGGAGGAGAGAGCUUGAGUUCCUUGAGAAAGGUGGAAACCCUCUGGACUUUAAAUUCGGUCAUGCAGCAUCUGUGAGUGGCCAGUCUACCUCACACACAUAUCAACACCCAGAUCAGAUUUUUACUAGUGAAGUAAGAGGUAGUUUUGCAUUGACUGCCUCACCUUGUGGUGAUUCAGUUGAAAGUAGCGGGAGGUUGGGGGUCACUACAACAUGUGAGCCAAAUAGUGCUGAUAAUUUUGAUGGUGCGAACGAAAUUCUUGGAAGUGAAAGAAAGUCUAAGCAUCAUACGAGAGGUAUCAUCACUCCUUAUGAGCAUUCUUCUCAACUUGAUGGGAGCCAAAACCUUAAGGAGUCUGAGGAUUUCAACCCCAAACGAAGCCAAGCGUAUAGGAGAAGGAAUAGGUCUAGGAUAAACCGUGAUGGCGGUCCUCGAUCAAGUUCCAGCGACAUGGCAUCUCGUGGUGGACUGAGUUCUCUGCCUGCUCGACAUGCUAUGCUUUCCAAGCCUGUUGCAUCUGAAAAUCGGCUUGAAGCAGAGUCAGAUGGGGCACUUGUUCUGCAUUUGACUACAACACCAAGAGACAGUGAAGCCUCUGAAGGUAAGUUUUUGACUUCGAAGGAAACACAUGAGGGACUGCAAAAUGCAAGUGUAAAAUCUGAUGAUGUUCCUGCUGCUACAAGCAUCAUGGAACCUAAUUUAGUUGCAGGAAAGGAAAAUGUUGUUAUUGUAGAUGCAGCAAGUCCUUAUUUUAGUACAGAGAAAACAGAUGGUACUACUAGUGCUAAACUAUUGGAUGAGUCUGGUAAGAUCAAUGGGGAUGAAAAUUCAACACCAAAUGAUGCUCUUAUUGGUAAGAGUUUAAUUUUAACAAAAGGUUUAGAUCCUGAGUCCUCAUGCACCAAUACUAGCCGUAGUGUAAAUGGAAAUGGGAAUAUUCAAAGUGAUUUGUACACUAAUUUAAAGACUGUAGAACAUAAUGGGGAUCCUACGGAGUACAAGCUACCCCUUCGGGAUACGUCCAUUUGUGUGGAUGAGGAAAUUCUAAAUGAGAAACUUGUUACCAAUCCCGUUGAAAAUGCUUCUUGUGCUAAAGAGGAUCAAAAUUCUCUCAGCCACCAAGGCAAUGGUUUUUCCAAUAAAGAGAAAGAAAUUGACAGAGAUGGAUUUUCUUCUGGAGACAAGGGUGAGUGUCCUGAUGUGGGGAAGUUAGGAGCAGUUGAACAUGCUAAAACAAAGUCAGAUAAAGAGCAUGGUAUCAUUGAUGAUUCCAUUCCCACAGCAAAGAGUCCUUGUCAUGAAAGAAUGCAUUUCGCAAUGGAAUCUUCUAACGAAGUUAAGAAGAAUGAUUUAUUAGCGUCGCCAUCCACUUCAAAGCUUCAAACCUCGAGUGAAAGCCAGCUGAAACAAUUUGAUCAGGCACAUGAGGACAGAGUAUUGGAAGAGGCAAAGAUUAUAGAGGCUAAACGUAAAAGAUUAGCAGAAUGUGUUGGUUCGAUGCCAAGGGAGACUCGACGCAAGUCUCACUGGGACUUUGUCCUUGAAGAAAUGGCUUGGUUAGCAAAUGACUUUACACAGGAACGUGUUUGGAAGGUGACAGCUGCUGCUCAAAUUUGCCACCGUGUAGCCCUCGCUUCUCAAAAAAGGAUGGAGGAGCUACGUAAGUGUUGGAAGAAGAAAAGUGUAGCCCACACCAUGGCAAAGGCUGUGAUUGAAUUUUGGCAUUCUGCAAGGCUUAGUGUGGAGAAUCUUGCCUGUUCUCAGUCCGAGAAAUGUAACAUUGAUAAUUCAUCAGGGGCAGAUGAAACCGGACACACUAAGGGUGAGGUUGGAAAUUUUGAUAAGGAUGAGGCUCCUAAAGAGAAGCAUCUAUCUACGGGACAAAAACAGGGUCUUGCUGUUUUUGGUUAUGCAGUUAGGUUUUUGCAAUAUAAUUGCUCUUUAUCACAUUUUGUCAAAGUGGACUGUUCAGGGAUCCCAGAUGUGCCUUGUGAGGUUGACUUUUCUGAAGUUUCGUGGCAGGACCAGUUUACAGAGGACAAUCUCUUCUACGUGGUUCCGCCUAAUGCGAUGGAGACCUACAGAGAAUCAAUUGAAUCAUGUUUGACAGAAUUUGAGUCAUCAUUCACUCCAAGGGCGAGCAAUAAUAUACAGGAGGAAGUUGAUACUUCUAUGUAUGAGCCUUCAGAAGAAAUUGGGUAUCAAGAUGAUGAUUAUGAGGAAGAUGAAGGGAAGAAUGUAUAUUAUCUAGGAACAUAUGAUUAUGAAAGACCAUCUAAAAAGAAACGAAAAAAUUUGAAGUUUAGUCUCUCUAGAUCAUAUGAAAUGGAAAGUGUCUAUGGACCAUCACUGCCCGGAAAAAGGCCUGCUGUCAAUUCUAAUGCUGGUUCUAUUCCCACAAAAAGGCUGCGGACCAACUCUAGGCAGCGAGUUGUUGGUCCUAUUGGGGCUGGAACUUUUGAUGUUGCUCCAGUGCCAAAUAAGGCAGAAGCUUCUAGUGGAGAUACCAACUCUUUUCAGGAUGAUCUGAGUACUCCUCAUGGUAUGUUCAAUGCUGCAAGAGGCUCUGAGGUUGAUUCUCCUAUGGACUUUGAUAAGCAAUCUAUAUAUGAUUUAGAGUUUCCUACAAAGACCAAGAAGAAUAAGAAGAAGAUUAAGAAUCAGAGUCCAGCAUAUCCUGGGUGGCCUAUUGAUCCUUCUAUGCAGAAUGAACUGAAGGAUCAUGGACGAAAGAGAUUGGGUAGCCUGCUUGAGUCCAAUGGGACUAGCGGUGUGUUUGUCAAUCACUCAAAGAAGCCAAAGAUAUUGAAACGCUCGGAAAAUCCAUUUGAUGCGCCCUUGAGUGGAUCAGUUGCUUCACCUGUUACUUCCCAAAUGAGUAACAUGUCAAGGGGAUUGCAUAAAUUUUUUUUGGGCCGUGAUAGGAGUAGAAAACUUAAAGCACUCAAGGUGCCUUUUGUUCAGCAUGGUUCAGGAAGCCCAUGGUCUUCAUUUGAAGAUCAGGCACUUAUUGUUCUUGUUCAUGAUAUGGGUCCAAAUUGGGAGCUUGUAUGUGAUGCUAUCAACAGUACUUUGCGAUUCAAGUGUAUUUUCCGCAAACCUCAAGAAUGCAAGGAGCGGCACAAUAUCUUGAUGGAUCGGACUCCAGCCGAUGGCGCUGAUAGUGCUGAUGAUUCAGGAUCUUCUCAAUCUUAUCCUUCUACAUUACCUGGGAUACCAAAGGGUAGUGCAAGGCAAUUGUUUCAGCAACUUCAGAGACCCAUGGAGGAGGAUACUAUAAAGUCUCAUUUUGAGAAGAUCAUUCUUAUUGGGAAGCAAUUGCAUUACCGGAAGAAACAGAAUGAUAAUCAGGACAUGAAGCAAGUAACACCUGUUCAUGGUUCACAUGUUGGUGCACUCUCCCAAGUCAUUCCAAACAAUUUGAAUGGGGCGAUUCUCACGCCACUGGAUUUGUGUGAUAUUGCUGCAUCCGACCAAGAUGCUAUGCCUCUUGGGUUUCAAAGCCCACAUACUGGAGGGUUGUCCUUGCCAAAUCAGGGUGCUAGUCCAUCAAUGCACCCUUCAGGGCUCAGUUCCUCAAUCCAAGGUCAUCCGGGUUCUCCAAGCUUGAGUAUUGGUAACAAUUUGGCAUCCCAGUCAUCGCAGUUCACUAAUUCUCGGGAUGCUAGAUACCCAGUGAUGCCAACUGAGGAGCAGCAAAGACUUCAGCAGUACAAUCACAUGCUACCCGGAAGAAAUGCUCAGGCGCCAAAUUUAUCUUCUGGGUCUAUUUCUGGAACUGAUCGGGGUGUGCGCAAACUUCCCGGUGGAAACAGUGCUGGCAUGGUUGCUGGUAUGAGCCGAAGUAUGCCAAUGUCAAGACCAGGACUUCAAGGAGUUUCAUCCUCAUCUAUGCUGAAUUCAGGAAGUAUGCUUUCCUCUAGUAUGGGUGGGAUGCCUAGCAAUAUGAACAUGCACUCUGGAACAGCUUCUGGACAAGGAAAUUUAAUGUUUGCACCUCGUGCUGCAUUGCAUAUGGUGAGGCCUGGGCAGAUUUCAGAACAACAAAGGCAGAUGUUGCCAGAAUCUACUAGUCCCGGAGUCCCAAACUUUGGUGCAUUGAAUUCUGGUUUCUCUAAUCAGACAUCUUCACCACCCCUUCAAUCCUAUUCUGGGAACCAUCACCAUCAGCAUCCUAUGCCACAGCAACAUACUCAUGUACUUGGUGCUCCAUAUCAUAUGCAUCUUCCUGGAUCAAAUCAUUCUGUUACUCCAGAGCAACAAGCCCUUAUCCGCAUGGCUAGGGAAAAACAGAUUCAGCAAAGAUUAUUACAGAGACAGCAACAACAACAAAUUCAGGCAUCUAGUGCAUUAAUGACGCAUGCUCAAACUCCGGGUCAGCUGCCCGUAUCAUCUUCUGUGCAGGCUUCCCAACUUCAGUCACCAUCUUCUUCUCAGGCUGUAUCAUUGCCCCUUCUGACUCCUUCAUCGCCCAUUGCUCAUGUAUCUUCACAGUCAUUGCAGCAGCAAAAACAUCAGAUACCACCACAAGGACUUGGGCGGAAUGCUCAAAGUGUUGGGCGUGGAAUGGUGAAUCAGGCUGGAAAGCAACGCCUAAGGCAAGGACAACAGCUUCAGCAACAGUAUCAGCAUUCUGGCAGGCAACAUCCUCAACAACGCCAACAAUCACAGCCUGCACAGCAGGCUAAGCUUGUGAAAGGAAUGGGUAAGAGUAACAUGCUGAUGCAUCUGAAUCUUCCUAUUGAUCUAUCUAAUGUAAACGACCUUUCUGCUAACUCUGGAAACCAAGUUGCUGAGAAAGGGGAGCAGGGCUUAUAUUCAGGGUCUGGUUUAAAUACCAUGCCACCAUCAAAACCUCUGGCUUCACCCCAGAAUUCGGGUCAUUUGCAACAUCAAAAACCAUUUUCAAAUACAGUCCCUGCAACACUUAAACAGGUUCAACAGAUUCCUUCUCACUUGGAUGGUAGCUACCAAGGCGAGGUUCCAGUGGUUCCUGCUAGUCCGACGUCAGCAGGCACGUCCCAAGGCCCUCCGUCGACGGCAGGGCGUUUGCUUAACCAUCAGCAUUUGCAUGGACAACUGCAGGCUACUAUUAGGCAGCCUAAUCAAUCUUCACCUGCUCGUCAGAGCACAACUCAACAAAAUUGGCAAGUGGAUUCUGAUUCCUUGGCCAGGACACAACCUGAUACUGCCCCAUUGGACCAGAAGUUUGUGAAUAAUACUAAUUUAAAUGCAGGGGUUCCACCAUCAUGUGUUGAAAAUACAAGUGGUUUACCUGAUUCUUCUUCUGCCAGCACCGUAAAUCGUAAACAAGCUCAGGAAUCUUUAGUUGAUUCUGCUAUGACUAGUACACCCACAUCAUUAGAUCCUAUUAGCAGUCCAGCCCUUACAAGUAAAUCAUGUAAUGACACAAUUCCAUCAGUUAGCGAUGAUCUGGUGCAGAGACAGUUAUCAGGUAGUGUGGCAGCUCAAGGACUUGAGAUGCAAGUUCAGCAGCAGCAAUCACAUGUACCUCAUUCAUCAUCACUUCAUCCCGUAUUACCACAAAAGAAGUCACAGAACCAGCAGCCACAACUUCAAAAAUCAAGAGGGUCACAACCCCCACCUCAGUCGCACAUUCACGCUGGGCAAAAUAGCAUGCUAACAAGAACCUCAACUUCCAAAUUGGAAUGACUGUCACCAUUGAUUGAGAGGAGGGCUUGGCACUGCGUUUCUUCCAAAGUUAAGUUGGCAUGCCCUUGUAGCAGCAAUGUACAGUUUGGGUGUGCUGCUUUUGUCUCUCUCUCUCUCUCUCUCUCUCUCUUCUCGCAAGUGCUCGGUUUCUGAGAAGGUGGUACUGCCUCUGAAUUAGCCUCUUGCUUGUUUUGCGAGAUGUUAAUGUGUAAGAAGUUAUUUUUAUUGGGGUACAGAAUACAAGUCUGGUGGACGAAACACUUGAGAUGAAGCUGUCAAUUUUGCAAGGGCACUACAAGCUAAGGUAAAUUGGGAUGGUGAUCAUAACUUUCAGGUUACUGACUUAACGAGUUUAGGCAGACUUUGUAGGGUUUAUAAUGUAAAUUACCACUGCUUAGAGAUCUGUGAAGAUAGAGUUAUUUAGAGGUAUGUGUACCGUAUGCCAUUUCUCUAUCUUGUUAACCGCCUUUUUUCCCCUUUUCCUUAACUCCUACCCGUAUUUAGAUUUCCCUUUCGUCAAUGUGAGGCCUUAUUCCUUUUCACCCCCAUAGUUAGUGCAUGUAUUAUUUGAUUGAAGGGGGAAAGCUUCAUUGUUACAGGCAAAUGCCGACAGAAAUUUUGUGAAUAUAGCUUCAUAGUGUAUAAUGAUCAUUCCCCUUGUUUUUUUUGCUGCUAGUGUAACUUUUGUCACAGUAGAAAAACCUUGUUCAGUGAGCUGAUUUUUUACCAGAGCUCUACAAAUGUUCAUGUUAAAAUUUUAGCUUUCCUGUUGGCUGUUGUAACUUAAAUAACCUUUGGACUCACAUCAGCAAUUUAUUCAAUUUUAUUACCUAUAAAAAGAGAUGAAUACGUGAUAGUGAAAAGGGAAGCUUCGAGAAGAGAGCAAUUUAUAUUUUUUUGCAGGCAUGCGGUCUGUUAUCAGCUUAUCGCGUGAAAGAUGGAAUGUGUAUGGCGUUGGUGAAGCUGAGGCUAAAGUGUAUGACUCAUUCACAUGUAGCUAUUCUUCGAUGUAAAUAGCACUAAAGGGAACCUUGAGUGAAGCUUUUACGAGAACUGUUGAGACUUCACAAGAAGAUGGCUAAUUGAAAAUAUCGAAUGGAAGCAUAUUUUGACAUGAGCAGCAAUGGGAAGAGUGUAAGUAGAGGUGUAUAUUUGUGUGUAACAGGCAGGUUUUGAAUAUGAUAUCUCGGGGGUUAAUUUCAGUUCUUAUGUGUAUGUAUAUAUAACGACAGUCUAAUUUGAUUUUUAUAUGCGGGUUACUUUAGGUUUAGUCAAGUUACUUUUAAUUGGUUUGAACUUUGAACCAGUAGGGAGGUUUUUUUGGUCAAGCAGGGCAAUUUUGUGUUAAAAUAAUGGUUUGCAGGAGAAGCUGCUUUGUGACAUUGUUGAAUUAUAUGAGAUCUUAUCAUCUUUGUGGCUUGUGGGUUUAAUCACUCUCCGUCUCCUAAAAGAUCGUUACACUUUUCGUUUUAGUCCGUUCCUUUUACUUUGCUAUAAUUUUCUUUAAUUGUUUAAUUUUAUUCUUAUUUAUACAUUUUAAUUUUCUUUUAAUAUCAUUCAUUCAGUUUUACCAUUUCGUAAUCUUCGUAAAAUUCUAUUGGUGAACGGAGGGAGUACUUAUAAUCUAAUAUAGUAGGGUCCAUUAGAAAUUGUUGGAUUUAUGUUAUUGAAUUUUUAUGCUUUUCCAGUUGUGUUUUUCAUUUAUUGCUUCUUGAAAAUUCAGCAGAAUGUGAACUUUUAUUCUAAGACUUGUUACACGCUAAAUAGUACUAAGAUUAAGUCUAAUAUGGAUUUAAUAUAAUAAAUUAUUUUGUGUACCAUUUUUGAAUUAAAUUUUUAUCGGGACUAUAUUUUUU